CGGCUGCAUUGCGUCCGCGCCCGCUUCUGUGCUGUGGUGCUGUACUAACCGGUGGUGAAAGAAGCCAGUUAUUUUAGUCGGUUUUCGCGUUGUUAAACUACUUCAAACUCCUGCCUACCGAUUACCCAGGAUUCCUUCAACGCAAAAGAUCCUACUUUCACUUCUUGUAGGUGUUGCUUCUUUUCUCGGAUAUCUGUGUCGUAGUUGGCGGUACCGCCAAUAGAAGUCCCCUGAAAGGAGGAACGUGCGCUGCCUCUGAUCGAUGGAAGAGCGCUCGAUAGUUGUACCUGCGCACGCCGUCGGCUAAGGUAAGCCGCAGCAAUAGACCUUCUUCUCCGCUCAAAUCAAUUUUUUUUUUUUGUGUGCGUGUGUUUGUGUGUACGCGGACAUCGCAGUCGCAACCUGCUCCUGUCCCGAUCACGCCUUGCGAACAUUUGACCUCGGAGGAAGCUGGGAUGUAAAGUGAAGGGUAGACCCAAAUCAUACCCUCGUUGCAUUCUCAUGUUUACCCCGAUAAUUUGGCUUCGGCGUGAAUCUAGGGAGCUGGUACGGCAGAACGCGAUCGGAAGCUCGUCUUGCAUCGUGUUGCUCUCACUAAGGAAAUGCCGCUGCAAUGAAUGAAGUUUAGAUGGUGUCUCUGCGAAAAUGAUAUACAACUCAGAAAGUCAGUCGAGAAAACGUAAUUUGGGCGCUAACUCAGAUUUCGUGGGGACGGACAGAAGGCAGCCAAGCGUUGGUCCAGCUCGCAAUGAAAUAAGUAUAGGAAGGACUCAUACAUUGAAUCAGUUUCGGUAUCCUGGCUGUGUUUUGGAGGUCAGAGGAGGUAAGCCGGUGAGUUCUGCAGCUUAAGCCUGUUAUCUCAACUUAAAAUCGUUUACAGACCAGCCUUGAAGUGGAUAGAAGGAAAUGUAACUUGUUUGCAAUGCCUGGCCUAUUUGUGAGUACACCUUCUUUCACAAUUGUUAUUCAACAGAACGAGUGGUCUUGUUUGUUUAUAAUCUACUGCAAAGAUUAAAGUGGUGUCACCAAUAACAGGCCAAAUUACUCGCUUCCUUUUUAAACUGGACUUGGAUCACAGUGUUGAAGACGUAGUAAAGAGGUAUUGAAGUUAUGCUGUGUGAACUUAUUUCAGCCAGGCCUUCACCUGCUUAAAAAAAAGUGCAAGUGCAGUUCCAAGUAUUGCCUCCUUGCUUCUAUUGAAACAGUAGUGAAAUGUGGAAACUGAGAAAAGUUGGAGACCUAAUACGAAACUUAUACCUCUAGCUUCCUUCAAUGCCUACCAAAAUGAUGGUGUCAGUUGCAUCAAACUUCCCAGCUCUGUUUAUUUUUGUAGAAAUAUAUUAUGCGGACUGUCGGUGGCUUGCAGUUGUCGUACGCCAGUAUUUGACACGUAUGAUCACCCUCCACUGAGUGUCGUGCUUUUAACUUUCAGUGAACAAACUCGUGGACUCUCAGGAAGCCGCUCCUGGGUCUUAGGGGCCCCUGGCCAGCCGGCCCUUCCUGCAGCCGAUUUCGGGUGCCGCAGAGGGAGGGCCCAUGGCUGGCAACAGCGGCGGCGCUCUCAGUGCCUGUCCCCACGUCACCACUGUGGGUGACUUCACCAAGGAGGACAUCGCAAGGAAGCAGGAGCAGUGGCGGUGCGAAUCAUGUGGAGCCAGUGGCCCCAGCUUAUGGGCCUGCCUGUACCGGGACUGCCUCUAUGUGGGCUGUGGAGAGGCCUUCAAGGACCACAGCACCCUGCAUUUUCAGGGCUGCUGCGAGCACUCGGUGACUCUGAACCUGAGCACCCUGAGGGUCUGGUGCUACCUGUGCGAGAGCGAGGUGUUCCUGGAGAACAACCGGCCGCCCCUGUUGGGCGCCUCCCCGCGCAGCAACAGGACCCUCCCCCAGGGGACGGCCCACACCCCUGCGGGGGCCGCGCGCGUUCCCCAGGGGGCCUCGUCCCCGGCCCAGGAUCCAGACUCCGACGACGAGGCUGACCAAGAAAACGGACUCAAGCCCAGAGGGCUAACAGGGCUGCAGAAUUUGGGCAACACAUGCUACAUGAAUGCAGCACUUCAGGCUCUGUCAAAUUGCCCCCAGCUGACCAACUUCUUCCUAGACUGCGGGAGCUUGGUUCCUUCAAGCAAAAAGCCUGGCCUGUCCAAGAGCUACAUGCGCCUGGUGCGCGAGAUGUGGCACAAGCGGAGACCCAGCUAUGUCGUGCCCUCAGGCAUCGCUUAUGGAAUCAAACUGGUCUGCCCUGUGUUUCGUGGCUACAGCCAACAGGACGCGCAGGAGUUUCUGCGCUGCUUCCUGGACCAGCUGCACGAGGAGCUGAAGGAGCCCUCGGGGCCGACCCCGGGUGCAGGGCGACCCCGGUCCCCUCCCGUGGCCACCUCGGACUCGAGUCCCUCGGAGGACGAGGGGGACGAGGAGGAGGAAGACUUCGAGACGUGCGACUCUGGCCUGAGCAGCGAGAAGAGCUCGUGCGGGGAGGAGGGGGCCUCCGACCUCAGGCUCCUCGCCCCUUCGCACGACCGCCUGGCAAAGGAGGGUCUGGGCCGGUUGGCGCCCGUCGAGGAGAAGGCGGGCGGGGACUGGCCCCAGGAGCCCCACGACCACAGCAGCGGGGCCAAGCAGAGUCCGGCGGCGGUGGCUCCCCGGGCUCGCAGGGGGCGCCGGGGGGCCUCUCACCGGCUGCGCAGCGUCGUCUCGGACGUCUUUGACGGCCGCAUCCUCAGCUCUGUGCAGUGCCUCACCUGCGACACGGUGUCAACGACGCGAGAGACGUUCCAGGACCUGUCCCUGCCCAUCCCAGGCAGGGACCACCUGGCAGUGCUGCAUGCGGCUGCGGCGGCUGGCGGCCAGGGGGGGAGCAGCCCCCACGGGACUAGCAGGGGUCCCCCCAUGGACCCGACCGCCUCCCAGAGCUGGCUCUCCUGGCUGCUCACGCGCAUGUUCUCUUGGGUUUUCGGGUGGCUGUGGGGCCCAGGGGUGGGGCUGCAGGACUGCCUGGCGGCCUUUUUCUCGGCCGACGAACUCAAGGGGGACAACAUGUACAGCUGUGAGAAGUGCCGCAAGCUGCGCAACGGCAUUAAGUUCUCACGGGUGCUUCAGCUCCCAGAGGUGCUGUGCAUCCACCUGAAGCGAUUUCGGCACGAGGUCAUGUUUUCUUCUAAGAUCGGCAGUUACGUCUCCUUCCCCCUGGAUGGAUUGGACAUGUCCCCGUUUCUUCAUCGAGAAUGCCCCCGGACGAGCACAAUCUACGACCUGAUGGCCGUCAUCUGUCACCACGGCACUGCCGGCUCGGGGCACUACACGACGUAUGCCUUGAACCACCUGAACGACCAGUGGUACGAGUUUGACGACCAGUACGUCACCUCGGUGGAACCGCAGGUGGUGCAGAACUGCGAGGCCUACGUGCUCUUCUAUCGGAAGUCCUCGGAGGAGAUGGUGAACCGCAGGAACCGCACCUUCGAGCUCAUGGAGCGCAGCCGCAAUGAGCCGGGACUGCUGAGCUUCUACAUCUCGAAGCAGUGGGUGAAUCGGUUCAAUACCUUCGCCGAUCCUGGCCCCAUCGACAACGGGGACUUCCUCUGUGUGCACGGAGGUGUGCAACCGGCCAAGGCCUCCUUUGCCGAAGACUUAUGCAUGCAGCUAUCGCAGUCGGUCUGGGAGUACCUCCAUGACUCGUUUGGAGGCGGCUCCGCCUGCACUCACCUGUACACCUGCCCCACGUGCACGAGCGAGCGGGAGGCUCUGGAGAGCAGGAGAAAGCUCGAACUGGAGACCUUUGUGGCGUUGAACCGCGAGUUCCAGCAAAGCCAGGAGAGCCCUGGAGAGGUGUAUGCCGUGAGCAUGGCGUGGUUCAAGCAGUGGGAGGCCUUUGUGAGGGGCAAAGAGACAGACGCCCCAGGUCCCAUCGACAACUGGUGCAUUUGCGGGGUGACUGCCAAGUCUGCAUCCACCGCACAAACCCUACAACAGUCCCUGCGUGCGGGCAGCGACUACGGCUCCCUGUCAGAGCCGAUGUGGCGCUUCCUGCAAGGUAGCUACGGAGGGGGCCCUGAGGUGCCCCUGCAGCAGGCCCAGCCCGUGGUACAGGCAGCAGUGCGCCCCACCUACCCCACAAGACCCCCCGCCUCCCCUAGUCAAGCCUUGGGCCCAGCUGCAGCCAAGCGGCCUUGCAUGGAGGAGCCCAAAGAAGAGAGCCAGUAGCCCCCGUCAACAGAAGCAGCAGAUUGUGUAUACAUAGAGCCUGUGGUUCCCCUAUCGCAAUAAAUGGCCCCAGCCCCUUGGGGUUCUGUCACAAGCA
Molecule: messenger RNA, 4297 nt
Organism: Ixodes scapularis (black-legged tick)
Lineage: Eukaryota; Metazoa; Arthropoda; Arachnida; Ixodida; Ixodidae
Gene: Usp20-33
Product: ubiquitin carboxyl-terminal hydrolase 33
Exons: 22
Coding region: 1537-4200 (887 amino acids)
Biological process (GO): protein deubiquitination
Molecular function (GO): cysteine-type deubiquitinase activity; zinc ion binding
Source: RefSeq, a predicted model, not a curated record